UACGCACAGUUGGUCCGUGAAGGCAACACUGCGAUUUAGCCAAUCAUAAGCGAGCACCGCGUGACAUCACCGAGUAAACAAACAGAAGCCUGGCGGCCAUUACAACACAGCGAGAGCUCGACUUGACUGUUUGUCUUUUCUGGGAGCAGCACGUCGUUUGACAGCGUUGGCCACUGCGAGACGACAUUAUGAAAGAUCCCAGGCUGAGCCACGUCAACUCCAUCAAGAACCUCGGCGAUGACGUCACGCUGAGCAGCCUCCAGGAGAACCCUUUCGCGGAGUACAUGUGGAUGGAGCACGAGGAGGAGUUCAACAGGCAGGUGGAGGAGGAGCUGUGGGAGGAAGACUUCAUGGAGAGAUGUUUCCAGGAGAUGCUGGACGAGGAGGAGUGGGAGUGGUUUGUUCCGUCCCGAGACCUCCCCCCCGGCAAUCAGCGGCAGGAGCAGCUCCACGGACACACAGCGACCAGCAGCAACCUCAACCCCCACGCCAAGGAGUUCACGCCCGGCAUCCAGAAGCACGCCAUGUGACCCCCCCGAGCCGCCGCUCCAGUCGACACUGUGACGUCGUCGGCAAGGUGGCCGCCGCCCACUCCCGCUCACAGGCGGGCGUGUUCUCUGAAUGUAAAGACGCACUCUGAUUGGCAGUUGUCACGUGGCGACUUCAGGUGUGCCCGCAGCUGCACGCUAACUACCGCACUAACUACUGUAGAGACGUCACACAAAGACAAAUAGUCUAUUUUUCUUAAAAGGGUUUGAAAAUAAAUGUUUAUUGAGUA
Messenger RNA from Nerophis lumbriciformis (worm pipefish), 778 nucleotides. Its product is annotated as polyadenylate-binding protein-interacting protein 2-like. Gene Ontology annotation, biological process: negative regulation of translational initiation. Gene Ontology annotation, molecular function: mRNA regulatory element binding translation repressor activity. Gene Ontology annotation, cellular component: cytoplasm. Lineage: Eukaryota; Metazoa; Chordata; Actinopteri; Syngnathiformes; Syngnathidae. The record is from RefSeq and is a predicted model, not a curated record.